Molecule: messenger RNA, 366 nt
Organism: Gongylonema pulchrum
Lineage: Eukaryota; Metazoa; Nematoda; Chromadorea; Rhabditida; Gongylonematidae
Source: the annotation of a GenBank genome assembly
CAAGAAGAUGGCAGGAAUCCCUUACUGGAACGCGACUCGGCAGCAAUCUACCGUGCUCUGGCCAGGCUUCAUCUUUAUGAACGGAAGUACGAUAAGGCACUGAUGUUAUAUAUCACUUUAAAUGAUAAAAGUGUUUUUCAAAUCAUCGAAAAAUAUCAUCUUUUUGAUCUGGUGAAGGAUCAUCUAGCAAAACUAAUGAAUGUUGAUAAGGACUUAACAAUUCGACUGCUGAUUGAAAAUGCUGGAAGCCUGCCGGCAAGAACAGUCCUCACACAGAUCUCCAAGUACCCCAAGUUACAAUACCUCGUUUUGCGCUAUAAUGCGAGAAAAUCAUCGUUUUGGGUGGGAAAAAUUGCCGAAGAUUGA